Capsicum annuum is the source of this 804-nucleotide messenger RNA. RefSeq lists its product as uncharacterized. NCBI's taxonomy places the organism in Eukaryota, Viridiplantae, Streptophyta, Magnoliopsida, Solanales, Solanaceae. Gene Ontology annotation, molecular function: DNA helicase activity. Bases 1 to 804 code for a protein of 267 amino acids. Gene Ontology annotation, biological process: telomere maintenance; DNA repair. The record is from RefSeq and is a predicted model, not a curated record. The transcript has a single exon.
AUGGGACAUGAUAUUAAUAAGUACAAGCUUGUACCAGAAAAUAUUAAAGCCUCUGCAACUGCCAAAGAAACAAAAGAUGUUCAGUUUGAGAGAAACAUAAAAGUUUUCAAAGAAGAUUUGUUAUUAGAAAAAAAACUUAAUACAGAACAAAGAAGAGCUUAUACGUUAAUAAUUGAUAGAAUUUUUUCAAAUAAAGUAGGAGUUUUCUUUAUUGAUGGACUUGGAGGAACUGGUAAGAGUUACUUAUACCGAAGUCUAUUAGGAACGAUAAGAUCAAAAGGAUUUGUUGCAUUAGCAACUGCAAGUUUCAGUGUCGUAGCCUCCAUUCUUUCUGGAGGUCGAACUGUUAAAAUACCUGUUGAUAUUGAUGAAAAUACUAAUUGCAAUGUCAGCAAACAAAGCUCACUUGCCUCUUUAAUUCGAGAUGCAAAAUUAGUUGUAUGGGGUGAAGCAUCAAUGGCUAAAGGAAAAAUUAUUGAAGCUCUUGAUUUACUCUUGAAAGAUCUAAUGGAUACAAAGAUGCUCUUUGGUGAAAAAGUUGUUGUUUUAGGUGGUGAUUUUAGAGAAACUCUUCAUGUUGUUCGAAAUGAAAAAAAAGAAGACUUCAUUUCACAAACUUUACUAUAUUCACAAAUCUGGAAUCAACUAGAAAAGUUACACCUAUCAGAAAAUAUGCGUGCAAGAACAGAUCCAUCUUUUUCUGAGUACCUAAUGAGAAUUGGAAAUGAAAAAGAAAAAUUUAACUCCAACGACAAAGUUGAAAAUUCCAAAUAUUUGCUCAUUCCUUUUACUACUGAAGAAUAA